Messenger RNA from Daucus carota subsp. sativus, 4312 nucleotides. Its product is annotated as formin-like protein 3. Gene Ontology annotation, molecular function: actin filament binding. Lineage: Eukaryota; Viridiplantae; Streptophyta; Magnoliopsida; Apiales; Apiaceae. Gene Ontology annotation, biological process: actin cytoskeleton organization; actin nucleation. Bases 1 to 3753 code for a protein of 1250 amino acids. The record is from RefSeq and is a predicted model, not a curated record. The transcript has 7 exons.
AUGGCCGAAACUCAUGAGGCCAACAGGAAAUUUGCUGAACGUGUUCUAGAAAGUGGGUUAUCUUCAAAAAUUGAAGAUAUUGAUGAAGAUACGGCUGAGCAAGUGUGGAUUCACUGUAAAAAAGAAUUAUUAGAAAUUAUGAAGGUUUACGACUACACGGACUUUUAUAUUCCACCGUCAGCAAGUAAGGAUCAGGACGUGGUGGAAUCAGAUUUGGGCAUAUUGAAGAAGAGAAUUCUGUACAAGGCUAUCAUUGAUUUACCUUCUCACAGGAAACAAAGUCUUUUGAAUUGCUUAGACAAGGAACUUAUUCGAUCACAAUCUUCUAGUAGAAACUCUGCACUCAGCGACUGGCAUAAGUUGUUUUUUGAGUGGUCUACCGUUCGUAGAAGAUAUCUGGAAAGAAAAGUGAACCCACCCCAACCCCAUCAACACCAUAAACAUAAACACAAAGAUACCCGUAAAAAGCCAACGACAGCUACUCGUCGUGCUGGAGUUCUAAACCCUCUGGAAUCUUCAAGUUCUCGUACCACAUCAAAUGUUCCCUCUAUACCAGAAAAUACAAGAACAUCCUUGAAUGUAAAACCUGACAGAAUUUCAAGUUCUCGUACUGCUUCAAAUGCUCUUGAUAUACCAGAUUCUUCUUUAACAACCCCGAAUGUGAAAUUUGAAAAAUCUUCUCCUACUGAUACAUCGGAGGCUAUAACAAGUCCCGAGGUAUCUAAAGAUCUAGCUAAUGCUAAAGUACCGGGAGCAGCAGCAUCACUUUUUGACACCUCUGCCAUCAAACAAAUCGAGAAGGCUUCAGACCAAUCGAAGACAAAAGAAGCUAUAUCACCCGAACCUCUAGAGAAAAAGAAUGAAGAUUCACCUUCUCCAUCACCAAUUGAAAAAAAUAAAUCACCAGCACCUUUAUCGCAAGAAAGAAGUAUAUCACCGGCACCUUCACCGACAGAGAAAAAUAAAUCAUCGGCACCUUCACCAAGUAAAGCACCAGCACCUUCAUCGUCAGAGCAAAAUAAAUCACCGACACCUUCACCGUUAGAGAAUAAUAAAUCGCCUGCACCUUCACCGUCGGAGAAAAGUAAAUCACCGGCACCUUCACCGUCAGAAAAGAAUAAAUCAGCGACACCUUCACCGUCAGAGAAUAGUAAAUCACCAACACCUUCUGAUAAAAGUAGAUCACCAACACCUUCACCGUCAGAGCAAAGUCAAUCAUCAACACUUUCACCGUCAGAGAAAAGUAAAUCGCCUGCACCUUCACCAUCAGAGAAGAAUAAAUCACCAACACCUUCACCGUCAGAGAAGAAUAAAUCAACGGCACCUUCACCAAGUAAAUCACCAACAUCUUCACCGCCAAAGCAAAAGAGAUCAUCGGCACCUUCACCGUCAGAGAAGAAUAAAUCAACGGCACCAUCACCAAGUAAAUCACCAACAUCUUCACCGCCAAAGCAAAGUAGAUCAUCGGCACCUUCACCCUCAGAGAAAAAUAAAUCACCGGCACCUUCACCGUCUGAGAAGAAUGAAUCACUGGCACCUUCACAGUCUAUUAAGAGGAAAUCACAUGCACCUUCACCAUCGGAGAAGAAUAAAUCACCGGCACCUUCACAAUCAGAGAAUAGGAAAUCGCCGGCACCUUCUGGUAAAAAUAAAUCACCGUCACCUUCACCGUCAGAAAAGAAAAGUAAAUCACCAACAUCUUCACAGUCACAUAAUAAGAAAUCUCCUUCCGAGAAAAGUAAAUCACCGACAUCUUCACCGACUAAAAAGAAAAGUAAAUCACCAUCACCUUCAUCAUCAAAGAAAAGUGAAUCACCAACAGAAAAAGGUGAAUUCCCUGGUAUUUCUCCGGCCGAGCCUCAACCAAAGGGUACAAGCAAAUUGAGUAAGAAUAAUAAAGCUUCUGUUGUCGUGGGAUGUUACGCGGCUGGAGCGAUUGUUGUCGCAUUCUGCUUGCUCUGCUGUGUACGGAGUGCGAAGAAAAAAAAAUAUGGACAAAGUGAUGACCAGCAUUUUUCUUAUCUUUCUACUGGUUCUUUACAAACGCCUAAUGGUGUAGCAACGGGAAGCAAUUCCAGCACGGGGUCAGGUAUCACAGGUGCCAGAGGUCAAUCAUCAGGAGCAUCUGGGGACGGGAGCCUACCACUUCCACCUGGAAGAGCAGCUCCUUCGGCCCCGAAACCUGCUGCUGCUGCUUCCCCUCCCCCUCCUCCUUCCGCUCCAGCUCCGCCUCCCCCUCCCGCUCCCGCUCCCCCUGAACCUCCUAAGCCAAAGGCUCCGCCACCCCCAAAAGCUGCUCCACCUCAGCCACCAAAACCUUCACCUCUUGGGCCAAAUAGUAUGCGUCAUUCCAGUGCUGAAGGUAGCGGGGAUCAGAAAGCAAAGAUGAAGCCAUUUCACUGGGACAAGGUUGCUGCCUCUGAUCAAACCAUGGUUUGGCAUGACCUUAAAGCAGGGUCCUUCCAGUUCAACGAGGAGAUGAUGGAAAAUCUGUUCGGUUAUAAAGCUGCGGAGCAACAAAAAAAUAAAAAAGGCCAAGCAGCCUUUGAAGCUCCAAAAUAUAUCCAAAUCAUCGAUCCUAGGAAAGCACAGAACUUAGCAAUUCUCUUAAAGGCAUUGAAUGUGACAACUGACGAAGUUUGUGAAGCCGUUUUGGAUGGUAAUGAGCUUCCUUCUGAGCUCAUUCAGACGUUGCUGAAGAUGCCACCAACUUCAGAGGAAGAGUUGAAACUGAGGCUAUACGAUGGGGAUCUUUCUCAACUUGGUCCUGCUGAACGAUUCCUUAAAACAAUGGUUGAUAUUCCGCUUGCCUUCAAGCGUUUAGAAUCUUUGUCGUUUAUGUAUUCUGUUGAAGAGGAAAUCUCAACUGUUAAAGAAUCCUUUGCAAGCAUAGAGGUAGCUUGCAAUGAGAUCAAGAACAGCAGACUUUUCCUGAAACUCCUGGAAGCAGUUCUUAAAACUGGCAACCGUAUGAAUGAUGGUACUUAUCGUGGAGGGGCACAGGCUUUUAAGCUUGAUACACUCUUAAAACUAUCAGAUGUUAAAGGGACGGAUGGGAAGACCACGCUUCUACACUUUGUUGUUCUUGAGAUAAUCCGAACUGAGGGUAUACGAGCUGCGCGUAAAGAAAAAGAUAGCAGCAGCCUUACCAGCGUGAAAACAGAGGAUAUGCUUGAAAAAUCUAAUGAGGAAACAGCAGGAUAUGUUCGGAAACUUGGUAUUGAGAUAGUUUCCAAUUUAAGAAAUGAGCUUGAGAACGUACAGAAGGCAGCGCAUAUAGACAGCGAUGUGCUAAAAUCAACGGUUCUGAAACUAGGCCAUUCAUUACAAAAAUCAAAAGAUUUUUUGAACAAUGAGAUGAAUGAUGCAGAACAAGAAGGUAAGUUCCGAGAGAAGCUAGAAAGUUUUGUGCAUAAGGCUGAAGAUGAUAUAGUAUGGUUGUUAGAAGAAGAAAAGAAGAUGAGUUCUCUGAUCCAGAGCACGGUUGAUUACUUUCACGGCCAUGCAGGAAAAGAUGAGGGGUUGCAUUUGUUUGCUGUUGUUCGCGAUUUCUUAGGAAUGGUAGAGAAGGUUGUUAAUGAGGUGGAAAGGAAAGCACAGACAGCCAAGAAAAUGCCUGCAAGAGCACCACCAGCUGCACAAGAAUCUCGGAAGCCAGACAAUCAGCAAAAACUUCAGCAACGCCUGUUUCCUGCAAUCCAGGAGCAACGUCGCAAUGAUUCUAGUUCUAGUUCUUCAGAUGAUGAAAGUUGACCUUCGUACAUAAUGUUGUAAAGCCCGAAUGAUGAUCAUUAAUCUUCCUUGUCGGAGUAAAUAGGAGGAAAUAUUUAAAGAAAACGUAUUUGAAGAUAUGUGUCUGCUCCUACGCAACUAUCAAAGAAAAAGUUUUGGCAGACAAGUAUUCAGCAUCAGGUCCAAAUGAGAACUUCUACUGCCAUUCACAUUUGCUCAGACACAUGACUUCCAAGGUUCUGUUGCAUCCAGAUGUGUCCUUCCUGCAACGAUAGUGCAGGACGGCCUAUAUGUGUAUAAAGGGAAUGAAUAUAUAAGCUGCAACUGUUUAGAGAAGGAAAACAGAGAGUCUGUCAAUCAGUCCAUAGUUCUGCGACUGCAUUGUGUAAAAAUUACUGCUUUAUUAGUUAGAUUGAAGAAAAAUGAGUUAGCAUAUAUGUCCGUCGAAUCUCCUACUAUGUAGUCUGUACUUAGAUCUUGUACAUAGGCCAGAUUAGUCGUAAUAGUAGUCUGUACAUAUCCGAUUUCUUAAAUAGGUGAAUUUGUUCUCAUUAGUUACUAAUCUUAAUAGAAAAGAGGC